AUGUUCUCUGGUUGUAUACUCCUCGCUGGCCUAGCCCUUGUCUCGGCUACUCCCAUGGGGUUUGAUCAAGCUCUUGCUCCGAGAACUUUGGUAUCAACCAAUGGUGUUUGCGGUGCCUACAAUGGCACUGCUACUUGUGCGGGUAGUUCUUUCGGAAAUUGCUGCUCCCAGUUUGGUUGGUGUGGCAGCGAUACUGCGCACUGUGGCAGUGGCUGUCAGUCCAACUAUGGCAAUUGCGGAGUUUCCACCACUUUGUCGUGGAAAAGUCUGGGUUGUUACUCCGACAGCACCUCGGCCCGCGCGCUUAGCACUGCCGUGCAGAACCCUGGCGGUACAGUCGAGACGUGUCAGUCUUUGUGUGAGAGUGGAGGAUUCACGUUUGCCGGCAUGGAGUUUGGUACGCAGUGCUUCUGUGGCACUGCGAUACUAAAUGACGCCGCAGUGAUUGACUCAUCUGCUUGCAACACCCCUUGCCCACAAAACCCCGCCGAAAUCUGCGGCGGAUCCAACGCAUUGAGCAUGUAUGCUGUCGUUCCUGUUUGGCAAAGUGUUGGCUGUUAUUCUGACACGACCCUCAAACGAACUCUUGCUCAAUCAUUUAAUGUCGCCGGUAACACUGUUGAGAUGUGUCAAUCUGUUUGUCAGCAGAAUGGCUUCAUUUACGCAGGUAUGGAGUACGGAACGCAGUGCUUCUGUGGAAACAGCAUUGAUAAUGGUGCAUCCCUGACGUCUGCUUGCGGAACUGCGUGUCCUGGAAACUCGGCGGAAAUUUGCGGGGGUGCAAAUGCGCUCAGCAUGUACUACCUUUUCCAUUAG
Molecule: messenger RNA, 816 nt
Organism: Penicillium oxalicum
Lineage: Eukaryota; Fungi; Ascomycota; Eurotiomycetes; Eurotiales; Aspergillaceae
Exons: 2
Coding region: 1-816 (271 amino acids)
Molecular function (GO): chitin binding
Source: RefSeq, a predicted model, not a curated record